AGAAACGAGCAUUAGAAGUACGAUUAGCAUCAGCUAAACAGCUAUUACGUUCGCAAGAAGAAGCAUUGAAGCAACGAGAUGAAGAACGACGUCAAUUGAAAGCUAAAAUGGUAGCAGCAGAUUUGGAAGCCCGUGGAAAAGAUGCGCAACUACGACAUCUCAAUGAGCAACUGAAAAAUCUACGUAAUGAUCUGGACACUGCACAAGCUGAUCUGCGAACACUGCGUGAACGUGAAGAACAAUGGGAUGCUAAUCGUUUCCAAUUCGAGAGUAAACUUCGAGAUAAGGAAAGCGAAACACAAAGGCUUAAUCUAUUGCAAGCAAAUCUCGAAAGUGAAAAACAGUCCUUGAACGAGCGGAUAAAAGAACUAUCCGGACAGUUGCAAUUAAGCGAAAUAAAAUGCACCGAUAUGAAGGAAGACGUGGAAAGACUGAAAAGAGAACUUUCAAAAGCUGAAAGCGUCGAGAUAGAACUCCGAAAAACUUCGGAUUAUCAAUCAAGAACCAUUAAUGAAUAUCAAAUUCUUAGAGACCAAAUAAUCAGUGCACAAAAUGAUCUAACAAAUGCCACUAAUCAAAAGCAGCAACUUGAGCAUGAACUAACAAACGCACGAGGCGAACUUCGUGAUUUUAAGCAACGUGUACGUGAUCUAAGCGGUAGAGCAUCAGAUUUGCAACGUCAAUUACAAGAUGCUCACGCAGAGAAAAAUCGUCUCGAAGAAAGAUUGUUAGCUCUUGAAAAGGUAACAUCAUCACAAAGAGCAACAGAAGAUGAUCUUAGACAGCAAGUUGAAACUUGUAAGAAUGAACGAAGAAUGUUACAACGUGAACUUGAUGAAAUACAGCGACGAUUAGCUCAAUUAGAAAGUGAAAAAAGAACUAUAGUGGGCCAACUUGAGAGUAACAAACGUGAUCGAGCGACAUUCAUCAAGAAAAUAGAAAUGUUGGAAAAUGAAAAACGACGCACCGAUGCAGCUAUCCGUGAAACUGCUUUACAACGUGAAGCUAUUGAGAAAUCAUUAAAUGCAAUGGAAAGAGAAAACAAGGAACUUUAUAAAAAUUGUGCCCAAUUGCAAAAACAAAUCGCACAGUUGGAAUUUGAAAAUGGUAAUCGUAUUAUCGAAAUUAGUAAUAAGCAACGUGAAGAACAGGAUAAGCAGUUACAACGGAUAAGAAAUGAAAAGAUUCAAAUAGAACGAAUAAUUGAAAAUCGUGAACGUACGCAACAAAAUCGUAUCAAACAAUUGGAAAAUCAACUUAGCAUUAUGAGAGAACAACUGGACAAUGAAAGGAGACGUCGUCGUGAUUAUGUAGAUCGAAGUUUAGCCGGUGAUAUUGGAAGACUUGGUGGUGGUUAUCUAGGCCUAAGAAAUACUGGCAUUCAUAGUGCUGGUAUAUUACCACAUUUAGGAGAUGAUUAUACGACUGGAACGACAAGAUAUGUACGAUCAACAUUUGCUUCCAAUCCGCUUACACCACCUCUUGGAACAUCCACACCAACACAAUAUCAGGACAUGCAACGUGAAUCAUACACUUCAACAUCAACGUAUCAUCCAUCAAUGGUGGGAAGUACAACUUCAGAUAAAAUCAAGCUUGAAACUCUAGCACCUUCAAAGGAAAUUGAAGAAAAGCGAACAAAGACAGUUAUCGUAAUGAAAAGCAGCAGACUAGAAGAUAAUGUUGCAAAUAAAGUCGAUUAA
Acanthocheilonema viteae is the source of this 1700-nucleotide messenger RNA. The record is from the annotation of a GenBank genome assembly. Lineage: Eukaryota; Metazoa; Nematoda; Chromadorea; Rhabditida; Onchocercidae.